CGCAUGCAGCAACGCCCGUCCCCGCAAGACUCCCGCCCUGUUCGCCGUCAUACUGUAGCCCACCAAUCUGCGCACGCCGGAACGCUGACUGCACGCUGAUGAUGCGCCUGUCUCUCCGCAGCCUCUCCCGCCGUGACACUGUGUCGAGACUCUGCUGCUGAACGACGACCGUUGUGUUUGCCAAGGCCAAUCACCGUCGCCCCGCUCGCGCUCCCCGCAUUGCACAGCACCACCGCGUAGCCUUCGAUGCAGGCUCUGUGAUGAAUCAAGGAGCUCCCUCGACGGCUGCUGCACAUGGUCCUGCUCAUGGUCCUGCUCCUGCCGCUGCCGCUGCUCCCCAGCCGAAGCCCAUCCGCUUCGUCACCAACCAUGACGGGCCAUACGCGAAGCGGCGCAGGAUCAACUCAGCCUGCCUGACCUGUCGCCGCAAGAAGACACGCUGUUCUGGCGAGCGCCCGGUCUGUGGCACAUGCACCCAGAACAAGCACGAAUGCGCCGGCUAUGGAGGCGAUAGUGGCGCGGCAGAGACGAGCCGCGACAGCAAGAAGGCGGUCCGCAGAGAGAGCGUUGCCUCGAUUGGCGCGCCUGCUCGACAGAUCGAGCCCUCGGUCCACGUUUCUGCCCAACCUGCCCGGCCGCAGCUGCCGCACAUGGCCUCAUCGAACAUGUCGCAGCUCUCUGAUUCGUCGACCAGCCAUGCACCGAAGCAAGAGGGCGACGACGAGAAUGGCAUCCUGAGUCUCAAUACACGCAACAGGAUGCCGUACUUCCGCUACUUUGGGCCGACGGCCAUCAUGCCAGGCUUUAGACAGAUGGUCGUCAAGGUCAAAGGCCAAAGACACGGAAGCACACACACGCUGUCAGACCAGCAUGCAGUCGAUUCGUCGCCUGCUGAGCCGCUAGGCUCGCCAUCAGGUGCAGAAGCUCGCACUCCUCUCGAGAUACCCGUGUACGACAGCUCUGACAUGUCUCCCAGUCCGCUCAUCACUCACCUAUGCAAGCUGUUCUUUGUCAAUCUGGGCUGUUGCUUCCCCUUCUUGCAGCGUGAACGCUUUAUGCGCGAUCUUGAGGAGAAGCAGGUCGAUGCCAUUCUUGUCGAUGCAGUCUGUGCACUAGCUGCAAGGUUCUCAACUCACCCAAUGCUGACUCUAGGUGGCAAUCAAGACAAGGACAGCACCGAAGACAAGACCAAAACCCUCCACCCUGAAGCUGGGCAAGCUUUCGCCCAGCGAGCCAAAUCGAACAUCCCAGACGCGUUCCCCUGUCCGAACGUUGCUGUGGUGCAAGCAGCUUUGUUGUUGGCGUACGACGAGUUCGGUGCCAGCCGUGACAGCGGUCUUUGGAUGUACCUUGGCAUCGCCAUCCGAAUGGCACAGGACCUGGGUAUGCAGACACUCGAGGGUCUGAAGUACGAAGGUCGAAACGGCAUCACUCCAAAACUUGUCAAGACCGACUCGAACAACGGUCGCGCGCCAGCCGUUCCAGAGCGACGCUCGCAGCAGAGCCAAAACAUGACCUCCGAUGAACAAGAGCAGAGAGCUGUCGAACGCGAGCGUCUAGACACCUUCUGGUCCAUCUUCUUCCUCGAUCGAGUCAUCUCAUCAGGUACUGGACGCCCAGUCACGAUUCGUGACCGAGAUAUCGAGAUCUGCUUCCCGUCCAUGGAUGAGGUAGACUCAGCAUCAGGGUGGCCAUUGCCCUUCCCAGCACUGAUCCGGAUAAUACACCUGUACGGGCGUGUCACAGACCUGCUGAACAGGGUGAGGGACGUGUCAGACAUCACGAAAGACCUGCAAAAGCAGCUAGAUGCGCUCGAGAACCGCCUGACAGAGAUCUACCAAAACCUGUCGCCCAAGCUACACUUCAAUGCUGUCAACUUCCAGCAGUAUGUCAAGUUCAACCAGGGAACUAAUUUUCUGCUGCUGCAUUGCUGGUUUCACACUUUGAUCGUCUUAUUACAUCAGCCGACUCUACUGAAGCCAUUCGAAGGAAGCCCGCAGUCACUCUCCGCCAAUAGCAGAGAGUUGUCCAUGUCUUCUGCCAAGACAAUCGCCGACAUAUUGUCGUUCACUGAGCUCAUCGAUGCGAAGACUGGCGUGGGCAAUCCCUUCACGAGUCAACCCAUCUACAUAGCUGCGUGCGCCUUCCUUCAAGAAUCUGUGACGCAUUCAGCGUCCUCGCAGCCGCAGUCUCGGCCUCAGUCUCGUCCCGUAUCGCCAGGCCCACAAAGCGAGCAAAGGGAUACUAGAGCUUCACUUGCACAACUAAACCUCGAAAAGAACCUAGCCAACGGCGACAGACUAAACGCUUUGCAAGAUCGUGAACAAAAGCAAGCUGCUAAACAUUCCCUUUUGGCCUCUGCAGCAAAUCAGAAUUACCAGCGCUGCCACCGUGCGCUCAAGUCGCUGGAGACCUAUUGGGAAGGCGUCAAGUACAUCAUCACAGUACUGGAUCAGAAGGCAAAGGGUAUCGACAAUCCAUUGCUGUACACAAGAGAAGAGAUGGAAAGCGCGCUGGAGGUGCCGCGACCGGAUCCGUCCUUCACAAGCCCGGGGUGGCGUAGGAAGCUUAGUUGGGGCACAUAUCUAACUGCGCGAAGUCCGGAUGGCGACAUGGCCAACAUACCUGCGGCAAUCAGGAAGGGCGCCCGAACGCCUACUAUACCUGGCUCCCCAAUGGGCCUUUCCAACCAAGCAGCAAUUGGUUGGUCGCUCACCGGCACUAUGAAUUCACCAUCGACCAACGUUGCAGUUAUGUACACGUCUGAGAACAGCACUGGCCGUGAGACGAAGUCGGCGUCGAAACGCUCGCCUGCAAGUACUCACCCGUCCAUUGCCUCGCUCAUGUCGAACCCACCCGUCAAGUUCGAGCCCUCGCAAUUACCCAUGCCAUCUCCUUCAAUCUAUCCAUCAUUCAACCCCGCGUCAAUGCCCCCGCCCCCAGCCAACAAUCCCUAUGGUCUUGUACAUGCGCCUGAUCCUGCGCUAGUCUCGGACGCUGAUCUGCUGUUGAAUCUCCACUCCCCGUUCAACAGCGCAUCUCCAAAUCAGGCAUCUCUACAGAAUACCACUUCCUACGUCAGGUCUGCAUCUAUAGCAAGCAACCAGGCACAACAGGUGCAGCCCGACGAAUUCUCGCCAACUUUUAGCAUGUACACCACGCCAUCAGACAAUUCGUUCGGUGAUAUGGUCAUCGACACCCAGGAUGUAGACAUGUCUGUGCUGGGCGCAGACAUGAUGCCAUGGGACCUGGAAUACCUACCACACGAUAUGCUAUAUUUCGGCGAUGGCACGUUCGGUGCCAACGACAUGGGCGGCACACAAUGAUACGAUGGUGACCAGCUUACGCUGGAGACACAUGAUUGGCGUCUUCACUUUCGGCGCGCAGGAGCAUAGGACUACCCGGAGUUAGGGCAUGCGCCAGUACAGUGCACAUAGCG
This is a messenger RNA of Didymella exigua CBS 183.55, 3439 nucleotides long. RefSeq names its product pathway-specific nitrogen regulator. Bases 261 to 3326 code for a protein of 1021 amino acids. The record is from RefSeq and is a predicted model, not a curated record. Gene Ontology annotation, molecular function: DNA binding; zinc ion binding; DNA-binding transcription factor activity, RNA polymerase II-specific. Gene Ontology annotation, biological process: DNA-templated transcription; regulation of DNA-templated transcription. The transcript is spliced from 4 exons. Lineage: Eukaryota; Fungi; Ascomycota; Dothideomycetes; Pleosporales; Didymellaceae.